CAUUCCUUUAAGUCUACCAAACUGUAUUCAAUCAACAUGGUUUCCUCUACCCUUGUCUAUGAUGUUUUAAGCAAUCUUCCGGAAGGCACAUUAGCCAAAUGGAACCUUUUGGUUGGUUUCACUGCCAUCUUUAAUACUAUUCAAUCCUAUAUUACUCCCAAACUGACAAAACGCGUAUAUAGUAAUUCUAAUGAAGUGAAUGGACUACAGGGCCGCACGUUUGGUCUAUGGACUUUUUUAAGUGCGCUUAUUCGUAUUUACUGUGCCUAUCAUAUGUCUAGUCCAGAUAUUUACUUUAUCUGUCAGUGCACUUACUACUUGGCCAGCUUCCACUUUUUGAGUGAAUGGCUUCUUUUUCGUAGUGCAAACAUGGGUGUUGGCUUGCUCAGUCCCAUCAUUGUCUCCACCAUAAGUAUAACUUGGAUGGCAAAGGAGAAGCAAACAUACCUUGGCCUAACAGCCUAAGGCAGGGAAUUUGCUAAUAGCGUGACACCAGGAUUUAUUCGACUUCAUAGGAGAAGACUUAUGGAGUUGUAUAUAUCCAUAUUAAGGAAUACGCUUCCUUUGGUAGAGUAUGUGACUUAUAUGAUUAUAUAUAUACAUGCCCCUCAAGAUAUGUCAAUCUAUUAGUUCGUACUACAAAUUAAUGAAUUUAUUAUUCGAUA
This is a messenger RNA of Schizosaccharomyces cryophilus OY26, 665 nucleotides long. RefSeq names its product Erg28 protein. The record is from RefSeq and is a predicted model, not a curated record. NCBI's taxonomy places the organism in Eukaryota, Fungi, Ascomycota, Schizosaccharomycetes, Schizosaccharomycetales, Schizosaccharomycetaceae. The coding region runs from base 37 to 465 and encodes 142 amino acids. The transcript has 3 exons. Gene Ontology annotation, cellular component: endoplasmic reticulum; membrane. Gene Ontology annotation, molecular function: protein-macromolecule adaptor activity.